AUGGCUCCCUGGAACGUUCUGUCAGCACCAUAUAGAAUGAUACAAUUUCCGCCACGAGCACCACCAAAGCGAAAGCCGCCGCCCAUCCCUCGCUAUCCAACCCCUCUUGCAGGACUCAUGUACGCAAAAUGCACAAACAAGCAGCUUCACGACAGUGUUCUGGGACGCCGUGUGUCGGCCUCUGACGACAGCAACAGGAGAUACCUCACAGGCAAGCUGCGGCAACUCGAUGCGGGUUGGACUUUUCGUUUCACGGAUUUGCCGCCUGAGCUUCGCAAUAUGGUUUACUACGAGCUGCUGAAGCCUGACGCCAAGACUGAGCGCCCGGCGAAUAUCAACAUCCUGCUCGUGAGUAAGCAGCUUUGCCGGGAGGCUGAGCAGAUCCUGUAUGGCUCCAAUCCCAUCAGUAUCGAGUUCAGAAGUGGAGCGCGAACACUGUUCCGCGGCAAAGCGUUACCACAACAGUCCGAAUACCCGGCACUAAUGGGACGUAUCGAAACCGUCGCUGCUGAGUACGCCAAAUACCCCAAGAUUACUUGUCUCAAGGUUCAGCAUCUGAGAAUCCGGGCUGCCGCAGAUGAUUUUGUGUACGAGCGUGCACACAAUCGGAGACUGCUGGCUCUGGCGAAUGUCUUUGGGGGAAGCAGGGCCUUGAAAACUGUCGAGAUUCAAGUGUAUUCUGUCUUUCCCAUCAUGCAUUUCAGUGAUUCUGAGGUUAAAGAGAUGGAAGACAUGCUUUAUCCCCUGACCAAGCUGAAGAACACCGAUGCGCUUUGCACUUUCCGCGAUCGAGUCGUUACUCUUCGCUGUCCAAGUCAGAGAGUCCAACGACGCCUGGAACGACGCAUGGGAUCACCCACACCUCGCCCCGUCGACGCCAUUGGCACAUUGGCGGAUCUGGACCGACGAUCGCACGAGAUCCAGAGAUCGUUACGCAAGCUUCCCCAAGUAAGUGCAGAGUUCUCUGCAGACUUCGACGUCUUCCAGUCGGCUUUGGAAGCUGUCGCCAGGGAGGACAUACUGUCGGAAGUCGUUGACUACAAGACCGAUGUUCUGUUCUGCUUGAAAGUCGAUUCUUUGAGGAGGGUGCUCGAGAAGCUUGAGAAGCAGUGGAGAAAGUGCAAGCGUGAGAAUAUGUGGGAGGUUAUGCAUGGUGCUCAGGGCGGAAUUCAUUGGGAAAGUACUGAGGACGCAGAGGACUGGCUUGAUGAGCAGAGAGCGACGUUUGACAUAUUGCGGAUUGGAGAGGAUGACAUUUGGAUUUAA
Messenger RNA from Zasmidium cellare ATCC 36951, 1266 nucleotides. RefSeq lists its product as uncharacterized. The record is from RefSeq and is a predicted model, not a curated record. The transcript has a single exon. NCBI's taxonomy places the organism in Eukaryota, Fungi, Ascomycota, Dothideomycetes, Mycosphaerellales, Mycosphaerellaceae. The coding region runs from base 1 to 1266 and encodes 421 amino acids.